AUGGAGAAAAUGGCACUCACUUCUCAUAACUCUCUAUUAUUCUCUUCCACGACACUUCCAAAGCAUUAUUCUUCUUCUCCGCUCUUCUUUUCUAAGCGUAACAACCUUUUCGGACUUCCUUUAUCUUCUUCUAAACCAACUCUUCGAAUUGCUUCAAGGAACAAUAGGUCAAUCAAAUGUUCAAUUUCCGAAGUCACUGAGCCGAAAACUGAGAAGAAGAAAUUGAUGACAAGAGCAGAUAUUAGGAAUAUUGCAAUUGUUGCUCAUGUUGAUCAUGGAAAAACAACUCUCGUUGAUGCCAUGCUGAAACAAACUAAGGUGUUUCGUGAUAAUCAAACUGUGCAAGAAAGGAUAAUGGACUCCAAUGAUUUGGAGCGUGAAAGAGGAAUCACUAUACUGAGUAAAAAUACAUCUGUUACUUAUAAAGAUGCCAAGAUUAAUAUCAUUGAUACUCCAGGUCACUCUGAUUUUGGAGGUGAAGUCGAACGUAUCUUGAAUAUGGUCGAAGGAAUCCUUCUAGUGGUAGAUUCUGUCGAAGGACCAAUGCCGCAGACAAGGUUUGUCUUAAAGAAGGCUUUAGAGUUUGGUCAUGCGGUUGUUGUGGUUGUGAAUAAAAUAGAUAGAACUUCUGCUCGGCCUGACUUCGUUGUCAAUUCUACCUUUGAACUCUUCAUUGAGUUAAAUGCAACAGAUGAACAGUGUGACUUUCAGGUAAUAUAUGCAAGUGGUAUUAAAGGGAAAGCAGGGCUGUCUCCUGAAAAUCUGGCAGACGACCUUGGGCCACUGUUUGAAUCCAUCAUGAGAUGUAUCCCUGGACCGCGUAUUGAUAAAGAUGGCUCACUCCAAAUGCUUGUCACAAGUACCGAGUACGAAGGACAUAAAGGGCGUAUAGCAAUUGGGCGCUUGGAAGCUGGGGUUUUAGAAAAAGGAAUGGAAGUCAAGGUUUGUACUUCAGAAGAUUCAUGUAGAUAUGCAAGAGUUAGCGAGCUUUAUGUGUACGAGAAAUUCUUUAGGGUCCCAGCUGAAAGGGUGGAGGCUGGGGAUAUAUGUGCAGUAUGUGGAAUUUCUGAUAUUCAGAUUGGGGAGACAAUUGCGGAUAAAUUGACUGGGAAGGCACUACCGUCCAUCAAAGUGGAAGAACCAACAGUGAAAAUGUCUUUCUCCAUAAACACUUCACCUUUUGUCGGCCGUGAGGGAAAGUAUGUUACCAGUAGGAAUUUAAGGGACAGGCUUUAUCGUGAGCUUGAGCGAAAUCUGGCUAUGAAGGUUGAAGAUGGUGAAACAGCCGAUACAUUCAUUGUCAGCGGGCGUGGAACUUUGCAUAUCACCAUACUCAUUGAAAACAUGCGAAGGGAAGGAUUUGAAUUCAUGGUUGGGCCUCCCAAAGUUAUCAACAAGAAGGUUAAUGACAAAGUGUUGGAGCCGUAUGAGAUUGCAACUGUGGAGGUACCUGAAGUGCACAUGGGAGCUGUUGUUGAACUUCUUGGCGGGAGACGAGGGCAAAUGUUUGAUAUGCAAGGAGUUGGAUCGGAAGGAACUACACUACUCAAAUAUAAGAUCCCAACCCGUGGUCUACUUGGAUUGCGUAAUGCAAUUUUAACUGCUUCCCGAGGGACAGCUAUUCUCAACACUGUGUUUGAUAGCUAUGGGCCUUGGGCUGGUGACAUGAAUACUCGAGAUUUAGGCUCACUGGUUGCUUUUGAGGGCGGAACGAGUACUUCUUAUGCAAUUGCUAGUUCACAGGAGAGGGGGCAGAUGUUUAUUGGUCCUGGAGCAGAAGUUUAUAAAGGUCAAAUUAUUGGUAUCCAUCAACGCUCAGGGGACUUGUCCUUGAAUGUUUGCAAGAGAAAAGCUGCAACGAAUAUUCGUUCCAACAAGGAACAAUCAGUGAUUCUUGAUACACCAUUGGAUUAUAGUUUGGAUGACUGCAUUGAAUACAUCCAAGAAGAUGAAUUAGUAGAGGUCACCCCCCAAUGUAUAAGAAUGUGCAAGAAUCCAAAAUUUUCAAAGAAAGGAAAGUAG
Lathyrus sativus (Indian pea) is the source of this 2022-nucleotide messenger RNA. The record is from the annotation of a GenBank genome assembly. Lineage: Eukaryota; Viridiplantae; Streptophyta; Magnoliopsida; Fabales; Fabaceae.